GAUAAGGUUUGGUGUACAUCCACAGGUACACUGUAUGCUGGAUUACUUAACGAGAGUUUUCUUCAGUACUAUGAUAAGGCAUUCAGAGGUACUCGUAACGCGAUUGCAGUAAUGGUGGCAGUUGAGGUACGUUGGCAGGAGGAAUUGUCCAGCGUUGGCCAGUCAUACAGUCCGUCCUUACUGACCACUACUGUAAACGCUCUGAUCAUCUGUCUAGCUACCUGCCUAAGACAGAAAACAUCGAAGAGCGUUACCUACAACAAUUCGACCAAGAUCUGUGGUUGCUAUGACAGCCUAGCCAAUAUAACGCCAUUGCAAGGAAAUCACUUAUGGAGUCGUAAGAUUGACGGGUACACAUAUAAUCAUCAACUUGGUUGGUAUAUCAAGAUUAUAGCAGACCAAUGGCUGACACACCCGGCUGCAGAUGCUUCAUGUGCCAACGAUGGAGCAAGGUUGAUUGUUUUGGAUACAGUGGCUAAACACACGUAUAUCACUGGAUUGCCAGGCGUGAAGUAUGGUAAUUAUUACCACAUUGGGGGUACAGAUGAGGCUGUCGAAGGCACAUUUGUUUGGGAAACCGGAAGUGUAGUUCAGCAUGGUUCCCUUUGGGCUCCUUUACAACCAGAUAACCACCUAGGCAAUCAGAACUGUAUGGUUAUAUUUCAAUGGAAAUAUGAUGAUGUAUUCUGUACGGAUACAAUGAAUUUUAUAUGUGAAAUGGUAUAA
Molecule: messenger RNA, 726 nt
Organism: Mizuhopecten yessoensis (Yesso scallop)
Lineage: Eukaryota; Metazoa; Mollusca; Bivalvia; Pectinida; Pectinidae
Product: C-type lectin domain family 6 member A-like
Exons: 4
Coding region: 112-726 (204 amino acids)
Source: RefSeq, a predicted model, not a curated record